Molecule: messenger RNA, 2381 nt
Organism: Mya arenaria
Lineage: Eukaryota; Metazoa; Mollusca; Bivalvia; Myida; Myidae
Product: retinal-binding protein-like
Exons: 13
Coding region: 592-1812 (406 amino acids)
Cellular component (GO): cytoplasm
Source: RefSeq, a predicted model, not a curated record
AUAUAUUAAAUGUAACUUCUUUCGAAGAAUGUUACAUUUUUUAUUUAAUUUAACAUGUAGAAUUCUUCGAAAGAAAGAGCAAAUUAUUCAGUUAUGAUCAGUUUGAUUGAUAUAGAUCAACGAUACCUGCCUGUAAACGCCCCUGAAACACUUUGAUGUCAGUUGACGUAAAAGACCAUGGAUGCUCUUUCAACAUCGCUUAUUUGGUUCCUUCUAAUUGAAUGAAGAUGUUGACGAGGCAUAGUCAAAGUACGUACAGAAUAAAGCAGUCGGCUCAUAAAUACUAGUAUUGCUUGUGUCGUAGUAUCAUACGUUGCAAACCUAAUCAUUAUUAAUUAGUGGCAAAGCCUCUUAUUUCACAAUAUCACCAGAGAGUGAGAGUAUAUCUCGACAUGCGACGAUGUACAUUGAUUGUUAACAGCGAAAACCUGCCAUGCCUGUCUUCUGUGGAGUGAUGUGAAAGCACCCCUUUCCCGGCAUCAUCCAUUAUCAAGUAUCCAGUGUGGCAGUGGACGCUGACGUCGCCGUUGCUUGCGGGUAGCCAGGCUUCUGUUUCACUUUGAUCGGGUCUCGCCGUUGCCAAGGUACAGGAUGCCGAAGGACAAAGAAGAAAAGGAAAGGAAGAAAAUUGCAGAGCUGCGGUCGCGGCUACAUGACAUCCUGAAGGUGGAGUACGAGGACUACGAUCUACGGAAAUGGCUCAAAGCAAGAAGUUUUGAUGUCGACAAGGCGGAGCUGAUGUUCAGAAAUAGCACAGCCUACAAGAAGAAAAUAAAAGUAGAAACCUUGAUGUCCGAGUACGAAAAACCAGAGGUGGUCAAGCGGUACCUGACGGGUGGGUUUUGCGGGCACGACAAGGACGGCUCCCCUAUCAGGGUGGAGCUGUAUGGGCACCUCGACAUGAAAGGUCUGAUGGCGUCGUGUCGGCGGUCGGACCUGGAGAAGACCAAGGUGAUGCAGUGUGAGUGGACUGUGCAGGAAUGGAAACGCAUGGGCGAAAAGCUGGGGCGACGGGUUGACGGACUGACGGUCAUCAUGGACAUGGAGGGCGUCACCACGCGCAUGAUGUGGCGGCCAGGUAUGCAGAUGUACCUGCACUUGGUGAAGGUUCUGGAGGACAACUACCCUGAAAUGUUAAAGCGUCUCUUUGUUAUCAACGCUCCAGCAAUCUUUCCAAUAUUGUACAAACUCGCUAGACCGCUCAUCAGUGACGAGAUGAGGAACAAGAUACACGUACUGGGAAGCAAUUACAAGAACGAUCUGUUAAAGUAUAUAGACGCAGAUCAACUGCCGGCCUUCCUGGGCGGUACUCUUACAGACCCGGACGGUGACCCGAGGUGCAAAACUAUGAUCUGCCAAGGCGGCGAUGUUCCAGAGAAGUACUACCAAGACGUGCGGGCGCUGUACGAGCAGAUGGGGUCCGUCACCAUCGCCGCCGGCACCGUCCAUACUCGCGAAGUCAUUGUCAAUCAGCCUGGUGCAACACUCACUUGGGCGUUCCGGUCGGAGGAAUACGACAUGGGUUUCGGCGUGCAACUGGUGCAGGACAGCGGCAAGGCGCACUUCCUGGUACCGCUGCAGCGUGUCAACAGCCAUUUGGUCGCCGAGGAUGGUGCCGUCGUUUGUGACCAGCCAGGGACAUACAAGCUUGUUUUUGACAACUCGUUCAGCUGGACCCGUGCUAAGAAGGUCUACUACGAGUAUGACAUCAUAGCCGUGGACGCUGAUUACGUCAGGUCGGAAAUCAGCGACCUAGUUGAGGCGGGCGACUGGGACACGCUGGAGCAAAAGUUUGAAACUACGCACUUGUGACGUUAUCGUGCAAAGCGCGAAACUGACAUUGGAAGUGUACGGAGGCCAUAAUGCCGCUGAAUAAGUGACCAGUUACUGGUAUCUGUGGUUAAAAGUAUAAGUGCAAUCCAUUUCGAUUUUCCAGGGAUGCUUACAUUUAAAGAGGAGGGGACGCACUUAAAGUAGUAGAUGCUACCAGUAACAUAACGCCACAAUGUACUUAACGAAAGCCGACUGGCGAUGUCGUUGGCUGGACAGACAGAUUGUGUUAUCUAUCCUGUAUUACAAGACAUAAGUUUCUGCACGUUCUACAUAAUAACGUAGCAACAUUCAAGUACUUUACCUCAAAUCAUCAAUAAUGUUUAUUGAAUCUAGUACUAUUACAUUUUAUUAGAGCACAAAUGCAAUUGUUGCUCACGUAUACUGUCAGUUAUGUCUUUAAAUAAUUACUCGUUUUCUAAUUUUAAUUAUUAUUUUUUUCGUAUAAUAUAGUUUAAAAUUCGGCCAUGACCUAUAAUCUAUGUUGUAUUUGAGCUUUAUUUAUUUGCUGUAAGCGCUUAAUAUUCAUUAUGCUGUAAAAUGUUUAUCAA